AUGUGCGCGUGGCCUUGCGUGAGUCUUCCUUCACUUAUCAAGGCGGACACAACAAAUCACUUCUCCUAUCCUCAAAACAUGUCUGCCUCUUCGUUGUCUACUCUCGAGCCUCCGCCGGUGAUGACAGACUGGACAAAGCUUCCGUUGGAGUUGACUUCUUCGAUCCUCCUUAGGCUUGGUGCUGUUGAGAUACUUGAAAGCGCUCAGAAGGUUUGCACACAGUGGCGAAGGAUCUGUAAAGACCCUUCCAUGUGGCGAAAAAUCGAUAUGCGAGACAUGGGAUACCGUGGAACGGCCGACUUGGAUUACGAUUUCAUGUGUCAUCACGCUGUUGAUCGAAGCCAGGGCGGCUUGUUGGAGAUCAAGCUUGGUGUUUUCGCCACCGAUGAACUCCUCAAUUAUGUCGCUGAUAGAUCAAGGAAUCUGAGAAGUCUUCAACUUCGAAUCUUCUAUACAUGUGUGACGAAAGAAGGAUUUAUGAAGGCAAUCCAAAAACUUCCACUCCUUGAAACAUUCGAGGUCUCAAUCUCAGGGAUUAAACUGGAUUUAAAAGCUAUUGGUCAUGCUUGUCCUUUGCUAAAGACAUUGAAGCUAAACUCCUCAGGAUUUUCAAAUUUGUCAGACUACAUACCAUCUCGCAGAAAAUGUGAUGUUGAUGCACUAGCAAUCGCUGAAAGCAUGCCCCAACUACGCCACCUCCAGCUUCUUAAGGACAGAAUUACUAACAAUGGCUUGAAGGCCAUUCUUGAUGGUUGUCCUCACCUGGAACACUUUGAUUUACGCGGGUGUUCCAACAUUAACCUUGUUGGAAAUCUUGAGAAACAGUGUUUAAAAAGGAUCAAAGAGUUAAAACGCCCGGACGACUCAACCGCCGAUUACCCAUUUGAUGCGGCAAUUUUCAAGUAGGAUUCUGACUCAGAUGAUGAUGACUACAAUGUAGAUUUCGUUGACGACAUUGAGGUCUACUAUGCCGAAUAAGGCGACAAGUAUCAGGGCUAUUUAUCGAAUUUUUCUCGACACAAGUUGGUUUUGUUGGUCUUGUCAACUUAUGAACUCGUUCAUGUCUCCUCUUUUCUUUAUGCUGGUACUAUAUACUUGGUUGUUUUGAAUUCCUUAUUUUCUUGAACUUUUAAACUUUAA
Messenger RNA from Capsella rubella, 1140 nucleotides. Its product is annotated as putative F-box/LRR-repeat protein 23. The record is from RefSeq and is a predicted model, not a curated record. Gene Ontology annotation, molecular function: protein binding. Lineage: Eukaryota; Viridiplantae; Streptophyta; Magnoliopsida; Brassicales; Brassicaceae.